GAGAGUAAGCAACGAGGGGGGCAGGGGAGUUAUGCGAGCUUUGGGGCGGAGAAUACGCAGCAGCUUGUCUGCUUGCUCGCUGACGAGUGAAAAAAGUUUUGGAAGCUUGCUCCUCGUCGGAAAUUAACUUCACGGUAGUCGCCGUUGUGUUUGUGUACGAGCUCGGAGCCCGUUUUCCGGAGGUAAAAUCGUGACGUCUGCUACUGAGCUGUGUGUGAUGUGAUAUCUGGCAAGCAGACGCCGACAGGUGGUGGAAUUUAGCGCUCAACGGCGAGUUGUGUCUGUGUGGUGGUGGUGGUGAUGUUGCACGUAGCGGAUGUAUCCACCGUGUGCGUGAAUCCGACUAGCACGGAUUGGGAGUGCGUUUCAGGAUCCGCAACAUGAUGGGAAUACAUUGCGGCGGAUGCUUGUUCUACAGUCGUCUCGUGCUUUCUCUCCUUGAAACCGCCGUCAAGGAUCUGUGGCGAGGUGCCGUGCUGCCUUUGGGGUGACUGCUGAGGGAUUACGUACGGAAUGGCACGCGGCGUCGCCGCGUUCCGGCGCUGGGUGCUGCGAUGCGGCGCGCAGCGCCGCAAGUGUGAACAGGACUGCGUCAAUGCUGUCUGGGCGCUUCUUCUCUUUCUCGCUUCCUUCGUGAACCCGACGCGAGCUUCGGAGACCAAGAACCUGACCGUCGCCUACCUUCCCAACAUCAGCGGCCCCGACAAUUCUGUGCGGCAAGGUCUUGUGGUCUCCGGCGCGAUGACGUACGCCAUUGAGCAUGUGAACAAAAACAAGACGCUGUUGCCUGGUUACACCAUGGUGAUGCGGUAUAACGACACGAAAGGAAAUAUGGUGCAUGGCACCCGAGCCGUAGCGGAGCUGUGGCGAGAAGGUGCCAUGGCGUUUUUUGGACCUGAGGACUCCUGCUACGUACAGGCCGUCCUUGCGACGGCUGUCAACGUACCUAUGAUCUCUUACAGAUGCACAGAUUCAGCUGUGAGCGGAAUUCAAAACUCGACCUUCGUUCGAACCGUGCCAUCAGAAGCUUUGGUGGUACGCAGCGUGACGUCACUUCUGCGGUAUUAUAAAUGGCACAACUUCAGCAUUGUCUACGAGCAGACGGAGCGAUACGGGACGGUUGCCACGGCGCUGGAGAGCCAGGCUAAGGCGGAAAAACUGGGGAUCAACCUGAAGCACAGCUUCACCAGCGAAGCUCUCUGCUGCGAGCAAAAUACCAGCUGCUGCAAUAAGGUCUACCACAACAUCAUCGACGGAACGUACAAACAAACACGCAUUUACGUCUAUCUGGGUAACAUCAUCGAUCUCAAGGGUCUCCUGAUCACGAUGCGUAUGAGAGGGCUCUUCAGGGACGGAGAAUACCUCGUCAUCGCUGUGCUCCACGGAGAAAACUAUUGGGAUCUUUUCAACAAAGAGUUCUUUGGGAAAGGCGAAAAGAAUGACCUGGUAGCGCUGCAUAAGGCUUGCCGCAAUCUACUGAUCAUUCAGUCAACCAUGCCUCACGGCAGGCCCUACAGCGAUUUCGUCAAGAAAGUCAUAGAGUACAACAUGAAAGAACCAUUCAACUUUCCGCCCGGAAUAACACAGUUUCUAAGGCACAUUACCAUCUACGCGUCGUACUUGUUCGACGCUGUGAUUGUGUACGCCGAAGCAGCUACGGAACUCAUCCGAAAGAAUGUCAACAUCCGCGACGGACACGCAGUCAUUCAGGAAAUUAAAGGGCGAGAACGCUACACAAGCAUUGCGGGUGUGGACAUGACCAUUAACAAGAAUGGCGACGUGGAAGGAAAUUACACAGUACUCGCGUUGCUUCCUGUGCUCAGCGAGCAAGCCAGAAACACACGAGAUCAAAUUGCUUCACUGCCGGGGAUUAUGAAUUACACGGAGCUUAUGCAGCCUAUGGGCAUCUUCAAGUAUGUCAACCAAAGUGGAGUUGUGUUUGAACAAAAUGUCAGCAGCACUCUUUUGUGGAAAAAUGGACGACCUCCUGUAGCCGUACCACCAUGCGGUUAUGACGGUGAAGCUUGUAUUGCUGGUUACGAUGAGCAUCGCAAGAUUGCCGCAGGUGUUUUAGCGUUUCUACUACUUUUGGUGUCUGUAUGUACUACCGUAGUGUAUAGGAACUGGAAGUAUGAACAAGAAAUAGAUGGGCUGCUGUGGAUGAUCGACAAGUCAGAACUGGAGCCAGUGGAGAGCUUCUACGGUCCUAAGCAUGGCAUGAGCAAGAUGAGCCUCGUGAGUCAAAUUAUGUCGGACUCUGCAAGAAUGAUGAACCUAGCAAAUGCGUACCGGUACCGAGGUACGAUUGCCUUCGCCAAGAAGCUGGUCUAUCUCAGGCGAUCAGCUGACAUUCCACGUAAAAAUAAGAAAGAGAUGAAAGUGAUGCGUGAGCUGCAUCAUGGCAACAUUAACCCUUUCAUCGGAGCCUGCGUGGAGCCAAACUGCAUUUAUACCAUAACAGAAUUCUGUGCCAAGGGGAACCUUCAGGACAUUCUCGAGAAUGAUGUGAUACGGCUGGACAACAUGUUCAUCGCUUCAUUCGUCUUUGAUCUCAUAAAGGGCUUACAGUACCUGCACGAGAGCGACCUGAAAGUUCACGGUAAUUUGAAGUCCACCAAUUGUCUGGUCACUAGUCUGUGGGUUGUGCGGCUCUCAGACUUCGGACUUCAUGAACUGCGCACUGCAAAUGAAACGGCAAGAAGCAUCAAAGAAGAAUACAAGGAUUUCAGAAGAUUGCUCUGGAGGUCUCCUGAAGUCCUUAGGUCUCCCUCUGCAUAUCAGUGUGGAAGCCAGAAGGAUGAUAUCUACGCCUUUGGUAUUAUAUUGCAUGAGAUCAUUGGGCGACAAGGUCCCUGGGGCCCCUGCGAGCUGGAACCAUGCACCAUCAUAGACUGCGUGAAAAAAGACCCUGGAACCGAUGAGCCAUUUCGACCACCUGUAGCUGACCUUGAAUGCCAGGACUACGUUCUGAAUGUCAUGAGAGACUGUUGGGCUGAAAAGAUCGAAGCGCGUCCAGAGCUUGGCCAUAUUCGAGAGCGGCUGAAACAAAUGCGACAGGGAAUGAAACCAAAUAUUAUGGACAACAUGAUGUCAAUGAUGGAGAAAUACGCCAACAAUCUGGAAGACCUCGUAAAUGAGCGAACGUGUCUUCUACAAGAAGAGAAAAAGAAAACGGAAGCUCUCCUGCAUCGAAUGCUUCCCAAAUCCGUUGCCAGCCAACUCAUGAGGAGGAAAAUGGUUGUACCGGAAUCGUUCGAUUCCGUCACCAUUUAUUUCAGCGACAUUGUCGGCUUCACCGAAAUGUCGGCGAGUAGCAAACCUAUACAGGUGGUGAACUUCCUGAACGACCUGUACACCUGCUUCGACUCCAUUAUUCAGCGCUACGACGUCUAUAAAGUAGAGACCAUUGGUGAUGCUUACAUGGUUGUAAGUGGACUUCCCAUUCGAAACGGAGAUUCACAUGCCAAAGAGAUCGCGUCUAUGGCACUGGAACUUCUGGAUGCUGUUCGAAAUUUCCGAAUAAGACACCGACCCGAGGCGACGUUAAGGCUGCGUAUUGGAAUUCACACAGGUCCCGUUGUUGCCGGAGUGGUUGGUCUUACGAUGCCCCGGUACUGUCUUUUUGGGGACACAGUGAACACAGCGUCUCGAAUGGAGUCCAAUGGAGAAGCAUUGAAAAUCCAUAUCAGCAGCCAGUGCAGAGACUUGCUCGAGAAAAUAGGCGGCUACGAAAUCGCAGAUCGUGGUCUGAUCAAAAUGAAGGGUAAAGGCGAACUACGCACCUAUUGGCUCUUGGGCCACACUACUGGCCCGCAACCGAGGCGCCGUCCAACUCAGCCUCCACCCCAGCCUCUCUUCGGGGACCCCAACGGCCCACAGCACCGCAGUCCCAAGUCAGAAGCUCUUCCUCGGCGUGGAUCGCUCAUCCCAAAGCUGCCGGAAUCCGACCUGGACUGCAGUGGUCUCGGCCUCAUGAAUGGAUCCGUCGUCGGAGGCAUUCAAGCCAUACACAGAUUACGUCAGGAAAGUCCCGGACUGAGGUCCAAGCGGGCUAAAAGCCCCUCGCGAAAUCCUUCCUUCACCUGCCACUCACCACAGUCCAUCGAAGAAUACCUCAGUUCUAGGGCAAGCAGCACUGUAGAUCUCGAUGGCGGCAUGCUUCAAGUUCCUCCUGACAGCCUACGACAUAAUGAAAGACAGCCGUCCGACUGCGGCUGUUCGGACACUGAUAUCUCCGCAAGCCGGAGCGCCUCGAGACAGUGGCUGGACCGCGGCAAGAACGGGCUGAAAAGCCUCGACGAAAGCGCCCAGCCCUUGCUGAUAAACUUGGAUGGAAGUCCGAACUGCAACGGAAACUCUCUGUUAUCAGCUCCGGAUGACGGGACAAAACGGUGGCGCUCCUGCGAUGAGAUCAGCACGAAACCUCCGCGGCUGAAGAAAGUAUUUCCUGGUUUGUGGAAAAAAGGCCUACCAGACGACACCAGUCAGAAUGGAAAUCGUGGCUCGUCCAUGAUGAACGACGAAGGGUGUUGUGACCCCAGGUUUAUUUACGAUGAAGAAAACAGUGAGAGUGUGGUGUGACAUAAGCGUGCGUCGUUCAGCUGAGUGCGUGCGAGAGCGCGAGGGUGUGUGUGUGUGUGUGUGUGUAGAGUACGGUGGUUACUUUUCCGAGUGGUGGCAUCACAUUCCGUAAGGGCACUCCUUUGGUAAUGCAGCAGCUGAACUGUGGGUUGCACCAGCAGUCUUUUUCACUGAUGGGUUUGGCAGAAGAGACAAGUGCAAUGUGGUAUACCUUCUGCGCUUGGGGUGUCGUUUGUGGCAUGUGCCAAUUACAAUAGUACAAAUUACGCAUAGAAACAAAUGAGACAGUCACGGCAUUAUCACAGCAUCUGAUCCUCGGCUUCGUUCGCUAAAUACAGUUGAACCUUGAUGGGCUCGAUUGUUGUACAUAGCGAGGUAAUGUCAUACUAACGAAGUGUAAACCAAGCACGUCUGAUAGGACACCAAAAACGCCAAGAAAGUAGUAUCAUGUGAGACCAUGUCUUCAAGGUUCAACUAUGCAUUGCAUGAACACACAGCAGUCAAGAAUGCACAGAGUUGCUGUCUUUGGCACAGAAACUCGGUCAGUUUGUAGAGACGUGCUCAAAAUUGUGUGCUGACUAAAAUGUAUUGACAAGCAACUUUCCAGCAGUGCUACCCGUCAUCUACAUUAAAGGAAUUCGCAGUUCUUCAUUUUUGUAAAACAACCUUAGUGUUCAAAAUCUUGCACAGCGGGCAGAUCCUGAGGAGAACGUGCAACGUUAGAUUUACGGAAUAAACUGAGACCCAGAUCUUUCCUAAUUGGCCACCAUUCCAGCAUCCUUUCACCAUCGUCGUUCCUUCCCGCAUAACUUCCUUCGACGAAACCCGCAAUGCACCCCUAAAAAAAAUUUCAAAUAUCUGCCCCUAUGUUUCAUUAGUGCACUGCAUGAAAGUGAGCACAUAGAUUUGUGAGUUCAAGCACGCAACUACCAGCAAUGCGUAUACACAAGAAACACAUUUCUACUUUGUUCAGCACUUAGGAAAGCAUAUUCGAAAAGAUCUAAGCUGGAGCUCAUUAGCUGCACUGUACUAGAAGUGUAGUACAACAACGUUACAGGACCACCUGGACAGCUGUUCUGGCACACUGAUGUCGAAACAACUAUUCUGGUGGUAACAAGUGCAGCUAACACUUGAGUAAUAAGCAUUAGGUAAGUAUAUAUGUAAUACAAAGUGACCUGAUGUACUUGCAAGGGAAGACUUGCUUACUCUAUAAGUACUACCACUUCCCUUCAGUGAAUUAAAUCUUCGACCCUUCCAGGUGUUGAGAACCUUGAGAACAUUUCAAGGGCAUGGAAGAGCAAGAACAGUCUGUGCACACAUUUAGGCACACGUACUUGCAUGAGCCUUUUUUGCUUUGUAAGCAUCAAAUGUUGCAAAAAAAAAUUUACAAUUUCUCGUUGUGACGACAAGACUGACACUGAGGGUGCGGGGCACCGCUAGUACGUGAUGCGUUGCAUAGGAAAGCCUCUGGCUGUUCUAUAUAUAUAAAGAAAAAUGCGAGUGGGCGUUCUCCCAUAUCUGUCCCAGUGUGUGCAUGACAGACAUUUAAGACAGUUUCUGCAUGGUAUUUGCCAGUGGCAGUGCUAUUCACAGUGCCAGGUUUUGUUGCUGUGGAACCUCGUCAAUUCGAACUUAUUACAUGAUAGGUGAGAAGGAAAAUUCAUAUUUGUUUCUAAUUGUGCCUGAUCAGUGUAAAGUGUUAAAAGCGAUGUUGAAAUAAUCGAUGAUAUCUAAAUUAUUCCAUGAUCUUGCAAGUUCUUAGAUUGAUUCAUGGUUAUCUUUUGAAUAAUUUCUAAGAAAUCAUAACAUGAACGAAAGAUUUUGUGACACGUUGAUUCGAAUUACCGAGGUACCGAUAAUUGGGGACGGGAAAUUAUGCUGUAAACUCUGCUUGGAGGGUAUGAAGUGGUGAACGAUAUAGUGUCAUAUCAAACUCAGGUGUACAGGUGUUGUACUGCCUGUCAUAGCUGCUCCUUUUGCCUAAUGUUGGAAUCGUGUUUCCCGGCAAGUACUUUUAUAUGAACCUCACCAGUCAAAGUGCACAUGCAAUGCACCUCCAUGCCGUUUGCACUUUUGCACGUUCACACAUGUUACUCCAAGCAUGUAAGCAUUAGUACACAGUGGCAAAACAUGGAGUGAAACUUACUUAAUUGUCAGGGAGAGCAUCUCUUAUUAUGUAUAAUACAUGUAACUUCACCUUUCUAUCAUGGAUAACAUCGAUAUUUGAAGUACUGUAAGCAGAUGUUAUAAAUCUAAAGCUUUACAAAAGUGUUUCUUCUGUAAACAAUGAUCUUGCCAGGAAAGUGUUCUUGUACAGAGGACGUCGAAAUCGUUUCAGUACACAGGGCCGACUAUUUGCUAGUUUUUCAUGGUUCAAUACACUUGAGGGGAUAUCACCUCUAUGGGGGUGGCUCAUUUUCAAAAUAGCCAGUUCACACACAGUUACAAAGCAAAGCGUUCAGAUAUAAGCAGUAGUCCUUGUGAUGUGGAUAGGCCAUGCGCCCCCUGUUAUCGAUCUGUGCUACUCAAUUGGAUACUUUACUGGUUGAGGUUUCGAAAAUAUUCAGAUUAGCUCCUGGACGCUUGGCUACUACAGUUUCAAUCAUAGUCUCGAAAAUCGAAUAUGAGCACCCUGUACAUUUGAUACCACUAAAGAGGUAAUUUUUAUAAAGUGGAAUACCACUUGUAUUGAAAUGGCGGAGGUUCUGAGUCGAGUUCACCAAAGGAGCUCCUCAAUAAAUAAAAACCCAUUUACAGGCCCUUGAAAUCUGUAUACCUGCCAUCAGAAGUGAGAAGACAAUACGUGCACUCAGCAUCGUGUAUAGGAAUUUUUCUCCGCAAAAUUGAACCCCAGUUGACAACUCAUGACGUACGCCUGGACCGCAUACCCCUCACACAUCAUCUUCUGAAAUCUGACCUCUAGAACUCGCUAUAUGCAACACAACACAAAACACACUCCAUCAAGGCCGUACGCCUUGGUGUUAUAGACACGCUGACUAUGGUCAUUACGAGCUUUAGUCCUUUACCUUCAUUAAGGGAUCCACCAAAUGAGUACUCAGUAAGGUUCCCGUUUGGGCUGCAGUUGCUGAGUACUGGAGAAGGAGUGCGAUCCACGCUAUUUCUAUUCAGUGUCACCAGCGUCGCCAUCUGUCGUGCAGAGCGCGGAUUGGCGCAUAGAGGAAUCAGCGUCUGAAGCGGACGCUCAGGUUGUGCCGGACAGAUGUAGCUCCUAAGCGACGAUGCGUAGGGUGUUCGAAUUCCAGCUGCCUCUGUGUGCACAGAGGGAGCUACUAUUCAGACACUCGUAGCGUUGGGUGGUUUGGGAACAAAAUGGCGGCGAUCGUUCCUCCGUCUGUCCCAGGGAUGAUUCACUGAAACGAAGUGUACUUGUUGGCCCCUCCCACACACACCAGUCAUAAUAUUGUCUGAAUGUUUUUGAUGCUGUUACAUUUACUGCAAGCAGAAUUUGUUCAUUUAGUGCCAAAUGCUGUGUUGUAUUCUUGCUGUUUUGAGAGUGAAAAAAAAAGUGUCUGUGAUAACACGUGGCUGUUCCCUUGCAGCCUGAGGCACCACCCAGUGCGUAGUUUAAAAGAAAUACAAGGAGCCAGACUGUGCCACUCGUUCGCGUAGUGUUUUGAAGGAAUUUCGUGGCUCUGCUGUCGGUGUAAAUAAACAGAGACAUUAUUUUCCAGGUGCGAAA
This is a messenger RNA of Ornithodoros turicata, 8281 nucleotides long. RefSeq names its product receptor-type guanylate cyclase Gyc76C-like. Gene Ontology annotation, biological process: intracellular signal transduction; receptor guanylyl cyclase signaling pathway; cGMP biosynthetic process. Bases 514 to 4581 code for a protein of 1355 amino acids. NCBI's taxonomy places the organism in Eukaryota, Metazoa, Arthropoda, Arachnida, Ixodida, Argasidae. The record is from RefSeq and is a predicted model, not a curated record. Gene Ontology annotation, cellular component: plasma membrane. Gene Ontology annotation, molecular function: ATP binding; protein kinase activity; peptide receptor activity. The transcript has 22 exons.